AUAUCGACUUAAUGAUUCAGUAAACUUGCAUGAUUCAGUUCAUGUCCGACCAAAACAAAGAUCAAAUAUACGCGGCAGUGAAAAUCACAGGAAAAACAUGUCUCUCCUUCUUCCCGACGAAUUACUUGAGUCACUGUCGUGCAGCUGUUGUCAUAAGUUCCUUUCGGUAGGGCCUGUCAAAGUGUACGAAAAUAAAGAGAAGAAAUGCGGACGUUGUACGGAGAAUGAAGAGGAUGGAGUAGUUUCUUUCUUCGAGAAAGUCGGAAAGCAGAGUUUAUUCAAAUGUGUCAACAGAUUUGAUGGAUGCCGCAAACUUCUCAGGUAUUCUCAAGUGCGUUUUCACGAAAUAUACUGCAGAAGUAGGGAAUAUGUAUGCCCGAAAUGCCCGGUUUCCAUUCAGGUUCCUACAUAUCUGAUGAUCAAGCAUUUCCAGGAAAUACACCCCAACGCUCUUCUAGAGGGGCCAAACUUCAACAUAGAUACAACCGAAUGGUCCGCAAAUGCAAGUAUUUUCCUGCACAGAAAAGAAAAUCGCUUGUUUUUUAUAUCACUCAGAGUUGAUACGAUAGAAGAAUACAUUUCAUUAAAAGUAUUUUUGUUGGGAGAUAAAGAGGAAGCUGAAUAUUCAAAAUACACAUUUUUCAUCACGAAGGGUUCAGAACCUUACGGUAUUAGGACUGUUGCUGAUAAUUGUGUUCCUUAUGGUUCUGGUAAUUUCGACGAAGUGCGUGUGGACUUGGACGGACUUCGAGACUCUCAAAUGAUCAAUGUAGAGUUCAAACUAGUAAUUGAUAUUCACGAUAAUUUUCUUGAGUUACCUUCGUCACUAGAUCACAUCGAAGAGUGGACUAACACUGACUCAACUCAAACUUAUGCAGUUCCAGCAGUGCGAAAAGUGGAUAAGUGGACCAACACUGAUCUUUUCUUUUCACUUUUACUCAAUAUUUUUGAAUGUAUUUCGAUUUGGAUCAAUCGCCACGAGUAUUUAACAGCAGGGUUCAUCAUACUUCUCGCUCUUUUAAUGUACAUGAUGGAAGUAUCUGAGAAGAGCUGUUUAGAAACUCUCAAACGUGAACGUCAAGUUAAUAGUGAAUGUAUGAGAGCUCUCCAACUGCAGAGGCAAAAAUCCUGUUUUUUAUUUUGAUUCGUAAUCCUCAAUUGAAUUAUUCGAAAAUAUUACUUAUUCAAUUUUCAAUUUGGUUGAUUGGUGAUUGUAACAUUUUUUUCAAUAGAAAACAUUGCAUUGGAUGCCGAUAAUCGUGAUUGAUAUCAUCAAUCUCUCAACUAAGAAAUAUUGAGCUGGCAGGGAACCUUUUUUCACAAGCCAAUAGAGUGACAUCACUGUCAAUAGUUAUAACGAAUAUAUACAUUUUAUUAAUAAAAGUUACCUUCUGAAAAUGA
Molecule: messenger RNA, 1401 nt
Organism: Leptinotarsa decemlineata (Colorado potato beetle)
Lineage: Eukaryota; Metazoa; Arthropoda; Insecta; Coleoptera; Chrysomelidae
Product: heat shock cognate 71 kDa protein
Molecular function (GO): ATP binding; ATP-dependent protein folding chaperone
Source: RefSeq, a predicted model, not a curated record